CGUCACCUAUUCCGAUCCAAUCGGCGCCUCACUGCUCGCCGUCACCUAUGCCUACUCAUUCAAUCGGCGUCUGUACUCAGCCACCACUGCCGAUUUCUUUGUUAACGCUGACCUCGGAUCUGAAUCGAAAUUCUCAGAUCUAAUGGAGAUGGACAAGAAAGAAGAAGAGUUGAAGAUGGACUGGGCAUUGGACCGGGAAUUGAAGAAGAAGAAGAAGAGGAGAUCGGACCGCCCUUUUACCUCUGACCACUACCACCGCCUCGACGGAAUCAACGACCGGUGGGUGAUAUUCUCACCGGCGAGAUCAAGACGGCCGUCAGACUUCAAGGCGAAAUCGAGCCCUAACUCUAACGACCGAUCGGAGUGCCCAUUCUGCAAGGGUCACGAGCACGAAUGCGCGCCCGAGAUAUUCCGCGUCCCAGCUGAUUCCUCCGCCGAUUGGGGAAUCAGAGUCAUCCAGAACCUUUACCCGGCGCUCAAUAGGGACUUGCGUUUCCAGGACGAGAAUCGCAACGAUUCAUUGGUCGGAGACGUCUCAGUGAGCGGAUUCGGGUUCCACGAUGUGGUGAUUGAGUCGCCGCUUCACUCCGUUCAUCUUAGUGAUCUUUUGCAGGCUCAGAUCAGGGAUGUUCUUCUGGCUUUCAAAACUAGGAUCGACCAGAUUCGCAUCAAUGGUUCCAUCAAAUAUGUUCAGGUCUUCAAAAACCAUGGGGCCUCGGCUGGAGCAUCCAUGAGUCAUUCUCACAGCCAGAUCAUUGCUCUUCCUAUUGUUCCUCCCACCGUUUCUGCACGUCUCAACAGUAUGAAGGAAUAUUUCCAACAAACAGGGAGCUGUUCACUCUGCAGUGUUCGUGCUGAUGACCCUAUAAUCAGUGAAUCAGCCUAUUUCACAUCAAUGGUUCCAUUUGCUGCUAACUUUCCCUUUGAAAUAUGGAUUAUCCCCCGCGAUCACUCUGCCUAUUUUCACGAACUGGACAGUGAGAAGGCAUUUGAUCUCGCAGGACAGUUGAAACUAAUGCUCUUGAAGGUGUCCUCGCAGCUGAACAAUCCACCAUUCAACUUCAUGAUUCACACCUCUCCAUUCAAUGUCGAUCCUUCGUGUUUACCGAGCUGCCACUGGUAUCUCCAAAUAGUGCCCCAGCUAUCUGGGGUGGGAGGUUUCGAGUUAGGCACGGGAUGUUAUAUAAAUCCUGUCUUCCCAGAGGAUGCAACUAAAAUCCUGAGAGAAGCUAGUUUUUCAUUUGAAGUCACAAAAACGGAAAUGAAGGGCUGACACAUGCCCCGUUAAUCGAGUCUAAGAAAAAUGAUGAAAAAUAUAAAAAGAAAAGUGCUUUGUUAUGAUCGAAGCUCAAAUUAAUAUGGGAUUGUCCUUUGUUCUCACUUAACUUGACAAAAAGCUCCCCUGAAAUAUGAAGCUUUUAUACGGUGAUUCAUGAGUUAAUA
Molecule: messenger RNA, 1443 nt
Organism: Cuscuta campestris
Lineage: Eukaryota; Viridiplantae; Streptophyta; Magnoliopsida; Solanales; Convolvulaceae
Source: the annotation of a GenBank genome assembly